AUGCCUCGCAACAAGCGCCUGUCCUCUUCCCCACAGCUCUUCGCAGCGAUUGCUGCCCUCCUACCACCAGCCUAUGCAAAUCACCUUGACCAUGUGGAGCAUUUGACGACAUUAUGGGCAGGCUAUGGAAAUAUAUAUCGUCUUCACUUUGCGUCAGGUGAAGAGGCGGAAGAAGUGCCCUCGAGCGCAGUUCUCAAGUGGAUCGAGCCUCCUCCGAGCGCGGGAGAGGAGGACGAGGAUGAGGAAGAGCAGGAAGGGACGAUGAGAAAGGUUCUCUCCUACAAAGUGGAAGCCAACUUUUACUCCAAUCUCUCACCCAAGUUCUCCAGCGAGCAUCAUGGGACCCCGAAGUUCCUGGCAAGACCUACGCCUUUCACCCUGCUUCUGUCUGACCUCGCAGCGGAGUACGAGCUGAUGCCGACCGGAAGGCAGGACCUCACACUAGAGCAAGCGCUAGCUGGACUAGAUGCUAUUGCACGACUACAUGCUUGCUUUUGGAAUUAUACGGUUCAGGAAGGGAGAGAAUGUCAUGAGCCUCGGGAGGAGAUGCGGGUUUUGAGGAGCGGACAGCAAGGAUGGCAAGGAGAUGGAGUAUGGAAGUGGGGGACCUACAACUACCUACAGACUCGCCAGCCCGGCCUGCAACAGAUCGAUGACCGAUCGCCUUUCGCCAUCUUCAAGAAGGAUCCAGAUCUAGCAUGGGCGAUUGAAGAUGCCAUCCAGAACCCCGAAGGAGGGGUUGGUCUUACUCUAGUCCAUGGCGAUGCGAAGGCUGAGAACAUGGCCUUUCACAGGGUCGCCACGCAUCGAGUGGCACUGUACGACUUUCAAUACAUCGGGGUCGGUGUACCAACGCAAGACCUCAUCAAGUACCUCUGCUGCGUCGUACCGAGCCGUCAUCUCUCCUCCCAGGCGGACGAAAGGGCCUGGCUAUCCUUCUACCAUUCUCGACUCGCAGAGCACCUAGAAAGCUAUGCUUCUGAGCGAGGACGCGCUCCUCCCAGUACUGAUCUGCAGCAAGAGUACCCUCUGAAGCGGUUGCUGGAAGAUUUCGACCUCUCCUUGCUUUCCUGGGUGAGGUUUACCGAGGGGUGGGGCGGUGGCGCGUGGGGUAACGUCAGAUGGCUGCACAGGAGGGCGAGGGCACUCCUGGAGGAACCGAACGGCCAGCAGUGGCUGAAAGGCAUCAGAAGUCGGUGGACACAAAAGCAGCAGAGUGGAAAGUAG
Microstroma glucosiphilum is the source of this 1227-nucleotide messenger RNA. RefSeq lists its product as hypothetical. The transcript is spliced from 3 exons. NCBI's taxonomy places the organism in Eukaryota, Fungi, Basidiomycota, Exobasidiomycetes, Microstromatales, Microstromataceae. Bases 1 to 1227 code for a protein of 408 amino acids. The record is from RefSeq and is a predicted model, not a curated record.